AUGUCCUCGUCCAAGAAGAUCGCCGAGUUCCCUGACGUCGAGGCCAAGCUCCAGAAGCCGACCAAGCAGUCUGCCUUCGAGCGCCAAAAAGCCGAGGCCGAGGCGAAGCGACAGCGCGAGGCAGCCGAGACCGCCGCCGUGUAUGAAGACUUUGUCAAGAGCUUCGACGCGGGUGACGGCGAUCAUGGCCACGGCCAGCGGGGAGGAAGAGGUGGACGAGUGGGAGGCCCAGGCCUCGACGGUCGCAGGGGAGGAGCAGCAGGAGGAGGUGGCAGAAGACACUUUGGAGGGGCGGCAGGUGGGCUGGCCGGCAUGAAGAGCAGCGGGCCUGGCACGCUGGGGCCCGCGCCGCCCAGCUUCGGGAAGAAGAGGACAUACGAUGGAUUCACGGCCGCCGCGGGCGGUGCAGGGCGGCUUGGGCUCGACGACGAGUCUUACGACGAUGGGAACCGCAGCGGCAGCAAAUCCCUCGCAAGGGUGUUCGACGCGAGCGACGACGACGACGAUGACAACGACGAGCACCGCGUGGGUUCGAGGCCAGAGGACAAGGCGGUUGCGAAGCCCACGCUGCGGCUGGCCAACUUGCCGCCUGCGACCAGCCCCGCGGUCAUCAAGGCGCUGGUGCCUACCAGCCUGGCGGUCGAAGGAGUCAAGAUCCUCCCGCCACCGCCAGCGCAGGGCACAGACCGCAAGUCGAUUGCCGCCAUCGUCACGCUCUCCCCCGAGACGGCUGCCUCGGACAUCGACGCCGUCGUGAGCGCGCUGCAGAACCGCUACCUAGGCUUUGGGCACUACCUAUCGCUGCACCGACAUCUGUCCUCGGCGGCGAUGGCUACCGCCUCAGAAGCCAGCGUGGCUGGGUUGACGAUGGGUUCACAUCCCUUCGGGGCGAAGCCUGUUGCCGCGCCUGGCCCUGGCGGUGGAGGUCCCGGUGGACACCACCACGGCGGCCCUGGGAGGUUCGCACCGCCGAGCUCGUAUGGCCCGGCAGGUGCGCCGCUCAACAGGAAUCUACUUCACGUGCCGAUCCGGCCGCCGAGUGAUAUCAAGCAGCUGCGUAUGAUACACAAGGUCGUCGAGUCGGUCCUCGAGCACGGCCCGGAGUUCGAGGCUCUCCUGAUGACGCGGCCGGAUGUGCAGCGGGAGGAGAGAUGGGCCUGGAUUUGGGACGCACGGUCACAGGGUGGCAUCUGGUACCGCUGGCGGCUGUGGGAGAUCCUGACGGGCGGUGCGCAGUCGAGGAGGGGCAAGGGCAGGUAUCUUCCCCUGUUCGAGGGGAGUCAUGCCUGGAAGGUCCCAGAGAAGGAGCUGGCCUACGAGUACACGACGGCCGUGGACGGCUUCGUGUCCGAGUCCGAAUAUGACUCAGAGUUUGAUGACGAGAACGAUGAUGAGCCCAAGAUCACUACGGACGGAAACAACAACAAGGCUGAAGAAGAGGUGUUUUUGAACCCCAUCGAGAAGGCCAAGCUGGUGCACCUGCUAGCACGACUACCUACAACGCUCAGCAAGAUCCGCAAGGGCGACAUCGCCAGGAUCACAUCGUUUGCCAUCACACAUGCCAACCGCGGCGCAGAUGAGAUUGUCGACCUCAUCGUUUCCAACAUCAAGAAGCCCCUGUCAUUUUCUUCUGCCAACCCAGAAUACCAGCGAGACGCACCAGAUCCCUCCGAUGGCUCGCGCGACGCCUCGCCAGCCCCAGGCGAGAAGAAGAGACAGCAGCAACAACAGCAGUACGGUGAUGCCGCCGCCACGCAGGACACGAGCGGCGCAAAACUCGUGGGCCUCUAUGUGAUCAGCGACAUUCUGUCCUCGUCCUCGACUAGCGGGGUGCGGCACGCCUGGCGGUACAGGCAGCUCCUCGAGGCGGCGCUGAAGGCGCGGCAUGUGUUUGAGGGGUUGGGCCUCCUGCCAGAGAGGAUGAGCUGGGGCCGGCUGCGGGCAGAAAAGUGGAAGCGCAGCAUCGGCCUCGUGUUGAGUCUGUGGGACGGGUGGUGCGUUUUCCCGAACGACUCGCAGGAGCUGUUUGCGCGCAGCUUCGAGAACCCGCCAGGGGCGCGAAAAGACGAGAAGACAGCCUCGGGCGAGGAGGCGGAAAGGGCCAAGGGGCGUUGGAAGACGGUGGAGGCGGCGGCGGCGGCGGCGGCGGCGGCGGCGGCGGCUGCUGCUUCUUCUUCUGCCGCAACUGCAGCUGCUGCUACGCCCGAGGCUGGUGCCUCGCCCGACGCAGGAGAUGACGACGGCGCCGGGUGGUCUGAUGAUGGGAGCUAUGAUGAGUACACGGACGACGAGGACAUGGAUAAUGAGCUACUCGCGCACUAUCACAUCGACGGAGAGUCUCUUCUGGAUAUCGACAUUGUCGGACUGGCUAUCGAAGGGGAAGGAGACGUUGUGAUGGGAGGGCCAAGUAACCAAGACGUAGGGGCCGAGCCAGCAGCGCCCAAGGACACGGGAGCGGAUGAUAGCAAAGCCGGCGUGUCCAAGCCGGCGGCAGUAAGUAAGCGAAAGAGGAUGACGGCGGCCGACAUGUUUGCAGACUCGGACUCUGGAGAGGAGAAGUAA
Cryphonectria parasitica EP155 is the source of this 2562-nucleotide messenger RNA. RefSeq lists its product as uncharacterized. Gene Ontology annotation, biological process: RNA processing. Gene Ontology annotation, molecular function: RNA binding. The record is from RefSeq and is a predicted model, not a curated record. The transcript has a single exon. Lineage: Eukaryota; Fungi; Ascomycota; Sordariomycetes; Diaporthales; Cryphonectriaceae. The coding region runs from base 1 to 2562 and encodes 853 amino acids. Gene Ontology annotation, cellular component: nucleus.